This is a messenger RNA of Acanthosepion pharaonis, 1464 nucleotides long. Lineage: Eukaryota; Metazoa; Mollusca; Cephalopoda; Sepiida; Sepiidae. The record is from the annotation of a GenBank genome assembly.
AUGCGUGCCCUCAAACAAAAAAAAUUACGCGAAUUUAAACGUAUCUAUUUAUCUAUUUAUCUAUCUAUCUAUCUAUCUCUCUGUCUGUCUAUUUUAAAUCUGUAUAUCGUAACUAUCUAUCUAAAUCAUCACAUCAAUCUAAAAGAGAAGAGUUAUCGAAACAACGAACAAAAAAAACCGUUGAUUUUCUCCUUCUUCUACUUCUUGUCUGUUUUCAUUCUUUCUUUACUUUCAAUUUUAUUUCCUUUAUUCAAUUACUUUUUCUUUCUCCAUUUCUGUAUUUCUUUUUUUUCUUUAUUCUUUCACCAUCAUCCUCUUUUUCUAUCCAUUUAUUAUUCUCUUCGUUUAAUUUAUCGUUGUCGAUUUACAUUUCUUUCUUUCUUUCUUUCUUUCUUUCUUUCUUUCACCCACUCUCUCUUUGUGUAUUCCUUUUACACCCUCAUUCAUUCUUUCACUCUCCCUCACAAUUUUGUUUUUCCUAGCGUCCAUUUACCCUUUCAUUUCAUCUUUUUCUCUCAUCGAUUUCUCAUUCAUCUGCUCACGCUUCUUUUUUCACUCCCCUCUCCAUAUCUCUCUUUUUUUUCCUUCUUUUUGUUUUGCAUUACCUUUCACCCUCUCUGUUUCUCUCUCUCUCUCUCUCUCUCUCUCUCUCUCUCUCUCUCUCUCUCUCUCUCUCUCUCUCUCUUUCUGUCCUUCCCUCUUAUCUUCUUUCCCUUUCCUUCACAUUCAAAUGGCAGGAUUUAUGCCUCUGACGAUCUGGAUGAAGGUGGCUACGGCAGUCAUGUGUUAUGCCGUCGGUCUUCAGGUGGCCGGGCUAGCCACACCCAACUGGUGUCGUACUUCCUUGUCCCAAAUGGGCCUCUUCUACCCAGCCAAAUACCUGCCGACACCCGUCCCCUUCGAGGAUCCGAACGACACCUGCAUUCUUUUAUCAAGACUCCAGCCAGCCCGGCCCAACUCUUCGCCUGGAUUCUCCUUGAUCCCGCCCUCUCCGCCAUCAGAUAUAGACGCCGCCCUCAACAAGCUGGUUUCAUAUCCGCCCGUUCCACCUCCGAUCACCGCAAGAACGGCCACCUCUAUGUCGCCUUUAUCGAUCUGAAGGCCGCCUUUGAUAUAGUUCACAGACCGACACUGCAGAACAUCGUGCGCACUCUCGCUCUCUCGUCAAAGCAACUUACAUUCUCCAGCAUGCUCUACGACGGCACUGAGAGUUGUGUGCAGGUCAACGCUGCAUCAUUAACCUAUGAUGGAUUCAGCGUGCGACCGCUUCCCCGGUGUUCAGCUCGGGGACUACGACCUAACCCCCGACAACACAACGCUGUUUUGCUUCUCACUGGUCACGUUAGAAGGGGAAUUCCAAGUGUUCAACAAGUAGGCAAUAUGGCUUGGGCUGCCCGUCAACUGGUCAAAGACCAAGGUUAUGUACGUAGGAGAUGGCCCCGAUCUAUCGCUCAUCAUCAAUAG